ACUUUUCGUCGCUCGGAAUUACACCAAAGGCUCUUUUAAGAGCCACCCACAUUUUCUAUCAAGAGUAGCGUUUUCCAGUUUCUUUAUCGGGUUUACCCCCAACCCUACCGAUUUAUAGCGGUCAUAUGAACAUUGUUGUGCAGCGCUCCUCCAAUUGCUUUCAUUUUCUCUUGUUGGAGGUAAAGGCCAUGUGCACACGUAGCCUAGCAGAUCCCCAAGCAGCUGUGCUGAAAUGCGUUCGGUUUGAGUGCAAGAAUGAAACGCCAACAAUUUUCCAUUCGAAUUUGUAUUCAUCGACGUAUUGGUAAGUCUUGUGGAUUAUUCCAACAACGCCUAAGACUCCAGAAGAAAAUUGGUUUAAACCAGCCUGAGUCGGUCACGAUAUGGUUUCAACACUUAGCCUAUGUUAUAUCAGCUGUUCAACCCAUAUACUCAACUAGUCCACCAGCAUGACCACCAUCUUACUCUACCGGCCCUUCCAGCUUUUAAACUGACUAGCUAGAAUUUAUGCAGAAUCGCGAGUGGAAUGUAAAGCUGGGAAGUCAAUGCAUAAAAACUUUUGUCAUAAAAUAAAAUGGCAAUUUCUGGACUGAAGUGACAACAAAUGAUGCACACUGAAAGGUACUGUUAGUUGAAAAUCUCUUUUUGGAGUUUGUGUAGCCUGUUGCCGACACAGGCAAUUCACGUUUUAAGUAAACGUUUCUUAAAGCAAAUUAUUUCUCAAAGGGAGAGUGUAAUGGACUUAAGAACUACAAUAAAAGUACAUAGAGAAAUUUAACAAUGGUAAAAUUAACGCUGGUUAAAAAGAAAAUGUUGGUUGGGGGGUCUUUUGUUCCGAAGACAGACGUUAUUCUUUUUACAAACCCGCCUUAUUGAACCAAUAGAUUUUGAAUAUAACAUCAUGGGCCAACAGCUUCCAAUGAAAAUUAGUCUGACGUCAUUAGCAACGAGGGCAUGCAAAUUUGCAUACAUCUCUGGCCAGACACUUAAACAAUGACUCAGAACUACAUUCUGCCCACAUCAUUGCAAAAUGCCUGAAGCUGCCAAGUCAGCGCCCAAGAAGGGCUCUAAAAAAGCCGUGACGAAGACUGCUGCGAAAGGCGGAAAGAAGCGCAGAAAGAGCAGGAAGGAGAGCUACGCUAUCUACGUGUACAAGGUGUUGAAGCAAGUCCAUCCUGACACCGGCAUCUCUUCCAAAGCCAUGGGGAUCAUGAACUCGUUUGUCAACGAUAUUUUUGAGCGUAUUGCUGGUGAGUCUUCCCGUUUGGCUCACUACAACAAGCGAUCCACCAUCACUUCAAGGGAGAUUCAGACCGCCGUGCGCCUACUACUGCCGGGAGAGCUGGCCAAACACGCAGUGUCUGAGGGCACAAAGGCUGUCACUAAGUAUACCAGCUCUAAGUAAACUAGUGGAAUAGUUCUUGACCCAAAGGCUCUUUUAAGAGCCACC
Messenger RNA from Anguilla rostrata (American eel), 1450 nucleotides. Its product is annotated as histone H2B-like. Gene Ontology annotation, cellular component: nucleosome. Lineage: Eukaryota; Metazoa; Chordata; Actinopteri; Anguilliformes; Anguillidae. The coding region runs from base 1031 to 1405 and encodes 124 amino acids. The record is from RefSeq and is a predicted model, not a curated record. The transcript has a single exon. Gene Ontology annotation, molecular function: protein heterodimerization activity; structural constituent of chromatin; DNA binding.